AUGGCCACGAUCAGAGCAGCAGAUGGGGCAGGUGCAGUCGGGAACCGUAGACUAGCAACAAAUCGAGUACGCUCAACAGGCGCAAGACAGACUAUAGACAAUCCGUUCUUGACAUUCGAUGACACAAAAGCCGAUCUCAAUACCGGAAGAACCGAGCUAGAAGAAUACGUUUGGCAAUUUGCAGCGUUAGCAAAUCUUAAAGAUCGCUAUGAAUUGCUCCGAUUCGGCGCUCGACUCGCUCGAGACAAGUAUGAGACUAUCAGUAGAUAUGCGGGUGAGCUCACAGAACCGGAGAAGAAGCUGUUGGAGAAGGAGAAGGACGAGAGUACAGGAUUCUGGAAGCAGUCCAAGUUCUUCCGCGCGACAAUCAUGACGGCGAGUCUCGCAGGAAUGAUCCAGGGAUGGACGCAAAGCGCGAACAACGGCACUGCCUAUGGCAUGCCAGAUGAAUUUGGGCUAUGUUUCCGCCCACAAGAUAACUGUACUUCAUCCGACCUUUGGACUUUUGGAAUGCUGAACGCUAUACCGUUGCUUUCCGCAGGCCUCUUCGGUACACUCCUUGCAGAUCCACUGCAGGAGAACUUCUUGGGGAGACGGGGUAGUGUGAUGCUCUCUUGUACUAUUACAAUUGCAUCAACAAUUGGUGCGUCGGUUACGAAUAAUGUAGGCGAGCUCGCAGCCUGUCGGGCCAUCAACGGAAUAGCUUUGGGCGCAAAAGCAUCUAUAGUUCCCAUAUAUGCGGCUGAAAUAUCACCAGAGCAUAUUCGAGGCGCUGUCCUGGCAAAUUGGCAGCUGGCUGAUGCAGCGGGCAUAUUUCUCGGCUUUCUUGCGAACUUGUUGGUUGUGAUAUACGUGAAGAAUGCCGCGUCCGCGUGGCGCAUCCUUACAAAUACGGUGCUUAUUCCCACGAUCCCGUUGUUGGUCAUGAUUUACUUGAUGCCGGAAUCACCUCGGUACUUGAUGAAGCAUGGAAAAUACCGCAGAGCACUCGAAGCCUUCGAGCAGGUCCAAACCACGCAGCUGUUGGCAAGUCGCGAUUUUAUGUAUGCGCAUGCACAACUAGAUUUCGAAAGCCGACUAUUGAAGGGGGAGGUGAACCAACUUGGCAACCUGGCCGAACGCGUAGAUAUCAGCACGUCGAGCUUCUCUGGCGAGCCAUCCUCGAUGACACCUGAUCGCGUGCAGCUCGAAACAGUGGGUUCUCAGGCGUCCACAUCGCCAGGCCGAUCCGUCCAGGGUUCCAAUACGGAAGCAGCAAAUAGAGGAACAACAGUAGAGCCAGGUAACAGUCAGCAUCAGUCCAGAUCGCGGACUGAGCAAAACGAAAAUACCAAUAUCGAACUUGCGACUCUGAACAGAAGAUGGAGCGAUGUUACAAGCCUAAACUUCGAUGUUGAAGUCAAGCGAGCGAAGAAGAAGCACAACCCCUACUCGUACAACAUUGGUGUCAACGGUUAUUACAAGCGUCUGAGAGAGCUGUGGUCCAACAAACGGUGUCGACGGGCGUUACUAAGCGCCUCAGUCUCCAUGAUCACUCAAACACUGACUGGCGUUAACACAAUAGCCUUCCUCGGCACCAUAGUUUGGAAGAACGCCAUUACAGCCAACAGCGACCAAACCGCCGCGAUAAUAGGUCUGGCCUUCGGAGCAGCAAAUUACGUGUUUGGACUACCAGCAUAUUGGUCUUCCGAUCGAUUAGGACGGUCCAUUAUGCUUUUGCUCGGCUUACCAAACAUGGCCUGGUCAAUGUUGGUGUUUGCCUUUCUCUUCAAGAUCCCUGAGUCGGAGACGUCCGUUCGAACCCCAAUGAUCAGCAUCUUCGCGAUCAUUUUCGUCGCCUUUUAUGCUCCGACGGCGGGUACGUCUCCAUUCUCGAUUGCAGCAGAGGUCUUUCCUCUCGUGUCGAGAGAGGCUGGCAUGGCUAUCUCCGUCGCUAUUAAUCUCUCAGGCGCUGGUAUAUUGGUCCUGGUAUUCCCGUUCCUGUUGAACAGCAUUCAACCGACCGCUGCAUUCUCGAUCUUUGCAGGCCUGAACUUGGUCGCCUUUGUAUUGGUGUACUUGUUCGUUCCGGAGACGAGAAUGCGGACAUUGGAGGAGCUGCAGUAUACGUUCGAUUUACCGACGGGAUGGCAUGUCGCGUAUCGGCUAGGGUACAUACGGCGGCAUGUUUGGGAGAAUUGGUGGAAGUAUCUGGCUCGCAAAGAGGUCGAACCUCCUAUCCCGUUCUAUGCAUGGGCGCGGGAGACAUAUAGAGAGAUGGCAGACGCCAGCUAA
Messenger RNA from Alternaria atra, 2274 nucleotides. RefSeq lists its product as uncharacterized. Gene Ontology annotation, cellular component: membrane. Gene Ontology annotation, molecular function: myo-inositol:proton symporter activity. Lineage: Eukaryota; Fungi; Ascomycota; Dothideomycetes; Pleosporales; Pleosporaceae. The record is from RefSeq and is a predicted model, not a curated record. Bases 1 to 2274 code for a protein of 757 amino acids. The transcript is spliced from 4 exons. Gene Ontology annotation, biological process: transmembrane transport.